Molecule: messenger RNA, 1827 nt
Organism: Puccinia graminis f. sp. tritici CRL 75-36-700-3
Lineage: Eukaryota; Fungi; Basidiomycota; Pucciniomycetes; Pucciniales; Pucciniaceae
Exons: 3
Coding region: 1-1827 (608 amino acids)
Source: RefSeq, a predicted model, not a curated record
AUGGGAAGGCCACCUAAUUCGCGCAACAUUGAACGGCAUCCAACAGUUACUUAUAUCUCAUACGGGGAUUCCAACGAGUUCAAGAAGAGGAAUCGCUGUUGGCUUGCCUCCGCUCUGGAAUCGCUAUAUGCUGUCUACAGCCCAAUCUGGCUGAUGCAACCAGAAGGUAGAAAAAAAGAUCUAUUCUCCCUUCUCAUGAGCCAUUUCAAUUCGAGAUCAACUUGGGAGCUUACCAAGAGCAAAUCGAUUCGAUCGAUCCUUACACGUGGUUCCAAUUCAAUUUUUGAGGCCGCAAGAAACCUCCAUCCUCAAUCGUUUGGUUACGGAUUAUUUGCAUCACAGGACUUCUUCAUGGAGAUCCUUUUGGAUACCAAGACAAACUCAUCCAAGGUCCUGCGCAAGCUCUUUUUGGUAUCGGAAAAAAGAGAAUUUUCAUGCGCAAAUCAUCCAGGCGCUGCUCCGAUUGAUAACUCUCGAUCUACUCAAGAGUGUACCGCAAUCCGGAUUUGGAAGUCUAUGUUUGUAGACAAUGAAAUCAACUGCGCAAACCUCGAGGAACUCAUCUCACAGUGGACAACCAAUGGACUCCGGGGGGUCUCAGGGCUCCAAUGUCGACUCAGCAAGGCUCAAGAUCACACCCGAAAGAAGAACAGAAAACAAAUCACAGCUGUCAAUUCCUGCCCUCUUCUGCAGGAACUGAACAGGCUGUUGUUUGUUGAUGGAGAGGCGCCUGCGCAUCUUUACUUUCACAUUGACCUUGCGGAAAUAUUGAAUGAAAAGGAUCAACAAGACUUCCAAUCCACAAUCAGUUGUCCUUUCAAGCUCAACAUAUCCGGAACAGUCUAUACGCUCAUCUCACAAGGCUUUUGGGGCGGGAUCUCACUAUUGGGGGAAAGUGCUGCGAAAUGGAUUGCAAGCAUCAAGCGGGAUAAUCCCCAGGUUAAGGAGGAGGGACUAAUCCCAUUUAUUGGGAUGGGUUUGGUGCUUAAUUCAUCGUACCAUGCAGCGAUGCCGAUUCCCCACGACAACAGCAGACCAGCCUCUGAUCAGCUUAAUACGCUGGCACCGUCUGUAGUAGUUAGCCAAGCUUGUGUUAAUGAUGAGAUAAUCGCGACUGAGAAGGAGCCGAGAAAUCUUGGUGCCUGUUCAUCAAGCUUGAAGAUUAGAAUACGCUUGGCAAACAAGAACCCAAACGACACCACUGCCCUGAAUGCCCAACAGCUGUGUCCAAUCACAGACACUCAACAACUGGUCCAGGCCGAUGUAAAACCAAAGCAACGGCGGUGUGCAACCAUUGCUGCUGGAUCCAGAUCGACAGGACAUGAAGCUACCUUGCUAGACAGCAGUCCAAAUAACGGUUCCGACUCUCUGACUGCGACUGUGGCUCCUGUUUCUACAGCACCAGAUCCAAACAUCAAGACUGUGCGACCCAAAAAGUUACCGGCGAGUCAAGCCUCAAAUAAACCCCCGCUACCCACUGAAACGGUCCCCAUAGUGGAGCCGUCAAAGCAGCAUCCGGCUAAGCGAGGUCGCCCCCGAAAGACUCCGGCAAUGCGUACUUCGGUCACGUUCAAACCUGCUCCUUUGAAUGACACUGAUUGGGAUCGCAUUCAGGCGCGUGCGCGUGCCAACUGGCAGGAGCAUUGGCGCAUUAGAGACUUAGAGGAGGCAACGAAGAAGAUGGGGUCAUGUAAUAAACACAUCUCUAUGGACAUGGUGGUGGAGGCAAAGGAGCCGGUUUUGAUGGAGGUGGAAGACUCACAACCGCAAGAGUCCCCAGGUAAAGGGUUACGUAGUUGUAAGCGGAGAGCCAGGGCCGUCAAAUGA